AUGGAUCAUCAUUGUCCUUGGACUUCGAACUGCGUUUCUCAUUUCACCUUGCCGCACUUCAUGCGCUUUGUGUUUUAUGCAACUGGCGGGAUGUCCUAUCUUGAGAGUCUUCUUUGGCAGCGUGCUUCGGUUGUAUGGAAGAACAGCCAUUUGCCGAGCUAUCUUGGGCCCACGUUAGGCCAGCUCAUCCAUUUGUUCAUACUCCUCGUGGUAAACAGUCUCACGGUAUUCGCUCUAUUUGUACUUCUGCUUCGGAGUUUCUGGGCGAUCGGGUGUAAUACGACUACCAUUGAAACAUGGGAAAUCGAGAGACAUGCUACCCUUGUCCGUCGAGCCCGUGUAUUAGGUGGAUAUCUCGAUGGCCCUGGAGGGAUCCGGGUCUACAUAAAGAAGCAGGAAUUUCCAUACGACAUUGGGAUAUGGGCCAAUAUAAAGCAAAGUAUGGGCGGCAGCUCGAAUUUCAUAAGCUGGUUCUGGCCAUUGGCCGCGACGCCCGAUCGUGAGAGUGGCUGGGAAUUUGAGACUAACGGAUUUGAAGAUCCUGGCCUGUCAUGGCCACCUCCGGAUCCAGAUCGCAUCCCGGUGCCGGCUAUUGCAAGACCCAGUAAUAUAAGCAUGCCUACAUAUGCAUCUAUCCAAGACGAGAUCGAUGCUUUCAACAGACGCAAACAGGAAGACUUGGAGCGAUUCCAGAGACAUGCAGGCGUACAACGACGCAAACCAUUCCACGAACGGUACAAGAAAGACGAUUCCGCGCGAAGCGAUAGCGAUGACUCUGAGCUUGGCUCUGAAAGUGACUCAGACGAGGGCGAAGAAUCCUGGAGAAAUGCCGAAGGAGAACGUCUCCGCGACUUUGGAGUGGACGAAGAAGCAGAAUUCUAUGACGAGGAAGACAUUCCUCUGGGUGUUCUCAUUCAACGACGCAAGGAACAACAGUCUUUCAGCUGA
This is a messenger RNA of Penicillium bovifimosum, 948 nucleotides long. RefSeq lists its product as uncharacterized. Gene Ontology annotation, molecular function: palmitoyltransferase activity. The record is from RefSeq and is a predicted model, not a curated record. Bases 1 to 948 code for a protein of 315 amino acids. Lineage: Eukaryota; Fungi; Ascomycota; Eurotiomycetes; Eurotiales; Aspergillaceae. The transcript is spliced from 4 exons.